Messenger RNA from Chlamydomonas reinhardtii, 2483 nucleotides. RefSeq lists its product as uncharacterized. The transcript has 5 exons. Lineage: Eukaryota; Viridiplantae; Chlorophyta; Chlorophyceae; Chlamydomonadales; Chlamydomonadaceae. Bases 431 to 1231 code for a protein of 266 amino acids. The record is from RefSeq and is a predicted model, not a curated record.
GGCUACACGUCAGGAAGGAUGUCGAACUUACGAUAAGGCAACGCUUGUGAACUGUGCCAUUGCAACAAUGCAACCUUCCGGUGCCUUCUUCCUGAGUGCCUUGCUAUUCCUAGCGUUAGUGGCCGUCAAUCAAAACAUCUGGCUAUGGCAGGACGAUUGCAGCGCGACCGAGGAGGAGCCGCUGCAAUUUUUGCAGACCUGUCAGUCUGCGAUGCCGGUAGCCAGUUAUAACAUGACAUGGAACCGUCAGUUGUAUGCAAUUGACCCACUGGUGGUUUCGACGUCUGACACGUGCGGCGAAGGGUUAAGGACGGAGCGCUCAAGCGCCGUCGACAGCAAGCCUGCGGCCGGCCAUGCAGAGGGCGAGUGCCUGCCCCCGGCAGAUAAGCACAUGAGCCCAGGCCAGCUGCUACGUUGGUUAUGUAGCAGCAUGGCAGCAGCUUCGGUACUAUGGUCAAUCCUGCGCCUUUGCGUCAGGGCCAUGCGUUUGGCUUUCCCGGACGCGUCAGUCAAGCGCUACCAGGCGUGUAAGGAGUUGGUCUGGGACCUCCGGCGUCAAGCGGCGGAAUGGGCGGCAUCGCGGGCAACAGACCCGCUGUAUAGGCAGUACCGCCAAAGCGGAAGCGGCGGCAGCGCAUUUCACGAGCAAGCUAACUCGCCGAAUAAGCAGCAGCUUAGUCCACAGGAGUUGUUCCGAGCAUCCUCCCUGCCAAACUCGUCAUCACAGAGACGCGUCCCUGGUGCGGCUAACACGCCCGACCCAAAUGCCGACUCGCUGCCGAACGCCGCGGCCGUGGCCGUGUGCGUGCACAAGUUCUUGUGCGGGCGGCGGUCUCGCCGAUGGCAUGACGCGCCGCCGCCGCCGAUAGAGCUGGUGCAGCUGCUCCAAACGGCAGCGAGGACCUACGUGGAUUUCGUGCACCGUGAUAUGGCCGAGACCUUCAUGCAAAACAUCUGGGAGCGCGAAGAGUUAGAUCCAGACUGCCUGUACGAGUUCAGCAUGCUGGAUCCAGCGAUCCAGCCCGACCCUGAGCCGGGUCACGAGCACGAGCAGCAGCCGCACUUGGCGGCGGCGCUGGUGCAGGACAUCACAGCAGUGGGCCAAUCCACACUGUCCGGCUACUGCUGGCUGCUGGAGCUGCUUGGCUUCGCCAGCCUUAAGCUGGUGCUGGUGCCGGCGUUCCGCGUGCUGGGGUUCCUGGUGCGCGCAGUUUCGCGCGUGUUCGCCUGAUGCUAGUCAGCAGUCAUGGAAUGAGGCGUGAGAGGGCGAGAGACAGCGAGAGGUGGAUGGCGGGCAGGACCUGCUGUGCGGCAGUCUCCACAGUGACACAGACCGAUGGCAGAAUGGCAUUUUUUGCGGGAGGUUGCAUAAUAGUUGUCGGUAUUUUUUGUAGGCUCGAGCUUAGUCCAACGUGAGGCGCACGCCAUCAUGCCGUGCCGCAUUCACCAGCGCCGGGAGUCCGGGACAUUUCCCCAUGGCACGCGCAAUGUUCUCAUAGAACUACUUAAGAUUCAUGCCAUAGCAUUGGCCAGAACUGCAAUAAUGAAUCCUCCUUGGUUGAAAGAUGCAUCCCUCUCGAGGGAUGCCGGGGCCUCGGCGGACAGGGUCCGGUGUUCGCAUGCAUCUACUGCCAGUCAGCAGCUCAUUUACAGGGUGCAGAGCACAGGCCGCUGUGUUGUGAGGCCGCCCGGUGCACACCCAGCCGCUGGCCGCACCGACGCACGUCUUGGCGGUAGCAGGUAUGCAUUCCUGGUCCUGCCUAUGGUUCGCGUGGGGUGGCCGAUUUGUGUGCGAGGCGUUUGAUGACGCUGUAUUGCGGGGCAGGCUUACGGUGUAGAGCUUGCUGUACGGCAUAUUACGUGGAGUACUGGAUAUUUGUUUAGGAGAGGAAGAUUGGUGUGAUAUGGGGUAUGAUCGUGGGGGUAUGAUCGUGGGAUAAGAUUGUGGGUUUGGGCUCAUGUUGGGCCGAGAGCGGUUUUACACUGUACUGCACCGCUGCUUUCUGCAUGGAAUCAUCAAGGGAUCGAAGAUGCUUAUAAAGAUAACAAUGCGAAGCCGGAGGCAUGUAGUGGAGAGCAGGUGCAACGCCUGACUCGGUGUCAGUUGUGCAGGUACAUAAGAGCACGCGCAGAUAUGGUGUGGCCCGUGCCACCGAUUUGGCUAGGGUGGCAAUGAGAGGGGGAUGGUUUCACCUCAGUAGGCAGUCUUGCCCCCUCAGCCUCAGCGCGGGUGGGUGGGUGGGAGCGUUGAGUUGAUGAGGUGUGCACAACUCAGAACGCAAGGCAUAGUGUCUUAAAUCUCGCUGUGACUUGGGCUCCUCUCAGAGCGCCAGCUCAACGCUUGCUGCGGCAAGUCGCUGGAUUGCGCUGGGCCUUGGUGGAAUCUGGGCCAUGGUCUGGGCCGCGAGGCAGGGUAAUAUGAACUGAGGGAGGGUAGUAUGGGCUGAAGCGUAUGCGGCGCUGGGAAAUUCAGCAGAGCAAUC